AUGUCGAAAGUUCUGCAAGAACUUAAUGAUGAGGAAUUGCAAUACAUCAUCAAUAAAUUGGAAAGACAUUUACCUCGCUUGAUUAAAGAUUUGUAUUUCAUAUUAACAGCGCAACGAUUGAGAAGUUCAUCCGCUGAUAAUUUUCCUAUCUUUUACAAAUAUUCUGAAGGUUUGAUGGAAAAUUGCACAAUAUUUGGGAUAACAAAAGAAGGUGACCACAAAGUUUGGUUAUUCACGCUUCAAGACAGCUUACAAGAGUUAACUGAAUGUCUGGAAAAAACAAAAUUAAUUAACUGGGAUAAAGUUUCGUUUGUGACUGUUCACAGGGCAAUGACAUUGCCGAUAUUUGAACAUAUCAAGAAGAAUAAUUUGAAAUUGUUGGAUGAUGAACAAGGAAGUUAUUACUGGAUGAUGAAGGAAAAUGCUUUGAAUUUGAAUAUCGAAAUUCCAAAUGGAACUUACGUGAAACGUUUAUCGGACGCUGACAGUCAUUUCUGCAACAAUAUUUGGAACUUCAGAAAAGAAAACUCAGAGCCUUUUGUGAGAUCUUUAAUCAAUGUUAACGGUGGCUACGGUCUUUUCGAUGAAACAAGUAAUGAGCUUUUAUGCUUUGCGUUAAUCAAUGAUCAUUCUGCUGUUGGGCUUCUUACCACAAUUGAAAGAUUUCGAGGCAAGAAAUAUGGACAACUCAUUGCCAAAUAUGUUUCUUUGAAAAUCUCAGAGACUUUGAAUCUUCAUCCAACAGUCUACAUCAACGAUGUUAAUCCAAUAUCGAGAAGAAUAUUUGAACGAAUUGGAUUUCAAAAGAUUGGCGAUAUGAAUUGGAUAGAAGUAAGAAAAAAUUUAAACAAAUAA
Clunio marinus is the source of this 855-nucleotide messenger RNA. NCBI's taxonomy places the organism in Eukaryota, Metazoa, Arthropoda, Insecta, Diptera, Chironomidae. The record is from the annotation of a GenBank genome assembly.